Lasiosphaeria miniovina is the source of this 858-nucleotide messenger RNA. RefSeq lists its product as uncharacterized. The record is from RefSeq and is a predicted model, not a curated record. The transcript is spliced from 3 exons. Bases 1 to 858 code for a protein of 285 amino acids. Lineage: Eukaryota; Fungi; Ascomycota; Sordariomycetes; Sordariales; Lasiosphaeriaceae.
AUGAGCGAGAAACACGGUUUCACGGCAACUAAGAGACAAUACAAAUAUCGCUUUCCUGGUCUCAAAAACGUCAAGGAAGACGAGUGGGCGUAUAUUGAAGACGAGAUCAGGAGCCGAGACGCCCUCGGAAAGCUGUUUUUGCUUGUCUUCACGGCCAACCUCUUCUACCGGGCCGUGUCAGCCGUGGGAUUGCUCGCGUCCGAAUUGCUCGACCAGGGGUCACUAAACAGCCCUCGAGCCGGUGCCGCGUCCUCUAACAAUCUCGUCGAGAGACGGAAAGUGCUCUCAGAUCUUCUUGGAUCCCCCGCCCAAAGUUUUGCGGAGCUCGCCACACAGUUCCAGGGGUUCAUCCCUGAGCGAAGAGAAGGUGACCUUUCUGAGAAACUCGAGCGGAUCGUGGAUACCUCGUCUCCCGCUACAAGUGCACUACCAGCACUUUUUGCUCUCACCGCCUUCUUCGCAUCCAACAAUAGUCUUGACAAGACGAAAAUGGACGAAUUUCUCCGAUGGAUCAUCAAUAAUCAGUACUUAGCUUUCCUCCAACGUUUCAUACAAUUACAAAUUCCCACGGUCCAUGCUUUUACCAAAUAUGUCUUCGAAUCGGCAAUCCGCAUCAAGAGUAUUCCGGUGCUUAGCGAGCCUUUGGACCGUGGCGUGGACUUCGGAAGCGUCGCCGAGGACAUAGACUCAAUCGGCGACCAUGAUUUCACCAGACGCGUCCUUGCGAAGAUGGAUUCCAAGUACUUCAAGAAUGAUGUGGGUGGAAGGCUGUUCCAUCGAUUUGUCAGCGCUGGGCUCUUCGACUUAGCCAAGUUUCUCCUGGACAAAGGAGUCUCUGUCGAGGCCAGAGACCCCUAG